GGUCAGUCAGAUCUUGUAUAAAUACAGGUCUUUCGACAUCUCCGCUCUCAUGUUACAUCAAAAAGUCGUCAUAACACAAUGAAGUUGUGCAUCCGCUUAUAUCUUGUGGUUAUUUUUUGUCACGCGGAACCUUUGCCUAGUCCGAAUCCUGGACUUGUGCAUAAUUUUAAAACCAUCUUGGACGUGAUGCUAGAUACCGGAUUAGGAAUGCUAGCACGUUCCACAACAAUGGAGCACCGUUUAACGAAGAAUGUUGUGUUUAGUCCCAUUAGUUCUAUUGUUCUCACAGCAGAACUCAUGUUAGGAAAGUCAGAGAAGUUGCCCGCGUCAGAGUCUGAUCUUCACCAACAACUCGGGGAAUUACUUCAGUUAUUGGAAAGCGCUCCAAAUGCUACUAAGCACUUUAGGGUAAAGCGGCAAGACGCCGUUUUUGUCAAUAAGAACAUUACGUUGAGUAGAAAUUAUGUUAAAAAAUUACGAAAUUUGUAUGAAACGCCGGUUCACUAUGUAGAUUUCAAGGAAGAUCCAGAGGGGGCACAAAGGGACAUAAAUUCCUGGGCUUCCGUGAACACCCAAAACCACAUCCGAUCCGUUUUACCCUCACCUCCGCCUCCUGCAACUUCCUCAAUUUUCUCAAGCGCCUGCUACCUUCAAGCUGACUGGCGAACGCCCUUCGCCUACGCCCUAAACAAAUCGCAAUUCUUUAACUUAAACUCCACCAGAAAGGUUCCAAUAACUUAUUUGUUCCAACAAUUCAAUCAAAUCAUCUACGGCGAAUCAAACGAUUUUCUCGUAGCUGCCCUACCAUACACCGCAGAGGAAGUCAGGAUGUACAUAAUUUUACCAAACCAUCAAAGCCGUUACAAAUACGAUCUAAAAGCGUUCAUCUCCCGAAUUUCCUUCGAUGACGUUCAAGAAACUAUCGCUAAUGCUCAACGACACGACUUAUUGGUCAAAAUCCCUAAGAUGAGUUUAUCUCGAAGUUUCAGCGUUCGGGAGGAUUUGAAGGAGAACGUGGGGCUUAAACAAGAAAAUAUAGAUCUGGAAGGCGCUGCCGUUGGUGGAUGGUUGCGUGUUGACGAUGUCAUGCAUCAAGUGGUGGUAGAUUUUGAUCAAAAAGACGUUGAGUACUCGAAUGUUGACGUACUGGGUAGUACUUUGGUGGGUGGGGUGAAGAAUUUUUUUGUGAAUAGACCGUUUUUGUUUUUUGUGAGACAUGAAGCCACGACUGCGAUGUUGUUUAUAGGGGCGGUUUGUGACCCCCGUGUUGUUUAGUCGUAUUGAUACGGUGUACCAUAAUGCGGUACUGCUUCGAUAUCACACACAAUGGACAUAAAUCUUGUGCGGUAGACGGUGGAUUUAUUGCGAAGUGUAACAGCGAAACUGAAGACUAAUAGGUUGCAAGAACAUUCCGACAGGGUAUUUGUUUGCAAUCGUAAUGUACGUAGGUAGAGCUACGUUUAUCCAACUAUGACACAAUUUUUUUAUUUAUUCGGUUAUUUAUGUGUUGUGCAAGAAAUUAAGUCUAAUAAA
This is a messenger RNA of Zophobas morio, 1533 nucleotides long. RefSeq names its product leukocyte elastase inhibitor-like. Gene Ontology annotation, molecular function: serine-type endopeptidase inhibitor activity. Bases 79 to 1275 code for a protein of 398 amino acids. The record is from RefSeq and is a predicted model, not a curated record. NCBI's taxonomy places the organism in Eukaryota, Metazoa, Arthropoda, Insecta, Coleoptera, Tenebrionidae. The transcript has 2 exons.